AUGGAAAAGGGGUCAGAAAGCCACCGCUUUCCAUCCCAUCUACCUAACAUGUAUACAAACUAUAUUGCAUUUAUCAAUAAAAUCAAAACAAACACUUCACAAGAUAUUUUAGAUCACCGUUAUAGAGGUCAAAGUGAUCCAGAUGUUUUCAAACGUUAUGACGUUAAUGCGGAUAUUGACCCUGGUACUUAUCAAUACAUUGGGAAACAAUUGAUUGAAUUUUAUAUUCAUCCAUUAAUGGUAGCAACUGGUUAUAGGUUCCCAGUUCGUGAUUAUCACAAAGGUGGUCGUAAAACCAAAAAGAUUACAUUCAUGUUCAUUUGUAGUCAAGAUCAGGGAAAACAAAGAAAAUCAAGAUCAAAUAAUGAAAGACAAAUUCAAAAUAAAUUAAAAGUUGAACAAUGUGAAUCUAAAUUAUCAUUGAAUUAUAGUUUACCAGAUGGUUUAAUCCAAAUUUUAUAUAAUCAUAAGACACAUCCUCCAUAUGCAUGGAAAAAACAAUCACUUAGAGAUGAAGAAGAUGAAGAACAACAUCAACAUGAUGCUUAUGCAAAUCCAGAAGCACAUUCACAAAAUGACCCACAAGUUGUAAAUAAUGCUUAUGCUGAUGCUCAACAUCAAGAACAACAAAGAGCAAUUCAACAAGCUGCUAUGAAUUUAGUUGACGUUCAAAAUCUUGCUCAAUACAAUCAAUUACAAAAUUUGGCACAAUAUUCACAACAAUUACAAUAUCCUGCUCAACAACCUCAACCUCAAGUUGUGGCAUAUGCCGUUCAACAGCAACAGCAGCAACAGCAACAACAACAACAACAACAGGCUCAACAGGCACAGCAAGCUCAACAGGCACAUGGUUCAACUCAAGCUCAAAGCCCAUCCCAGGAACACACACCACAUCCUGACCAAGAUGCUACACAACAACCAGCAGAUCAACAGUAUAAUCAAAAUUCUUAUCAACCACAACAACAGUCAUAUACACAAGAAUCUCCCUAUCAGGAAGCACAAGCUUCACCUUCAAGAGAAACUAAUGAAGAUCAUUCAUCAUUAUUACCACAUCAACAAGCCUUGAAUCAAAUAAUACCUGAUAAUAUCAAAAAAGAGGAAAAAAUUUCUGAUGAAAAUAUUGAUAAAGAAUUAAUUGGAUUAAAUAAGGAUGAUUGA
Hansenula ciferrii is the source of this 1158-nucleotide messenger RNA. RefSeq lists its product as uncharacterized. NCBI's taxonomy places the organism in Eukaryota, Fungi, Ascomycota, Saccharomycetes, Phaffomycetales, Wickerhamomycetaceae. The record is from RefSeq and is a predicted model, not a curated record. The transcript is spliced from 2 exons. Bases 1 to 1158 code for a protein of 385 amino acids.